Dermacentor albipictus is the source of this 4153-nucleotide messenger RNA. RefSeq names its product E3 ubiquitin-protein ligase TRIM71-like. Gene Ontology annotation, biological process: proteasome-mediated ubiquitin-dependent protein catabolic process; protein polyubiquitination. Lineage: Eukaryota; Metazoa; Arthropoda; Arachnida; Ixodida; Ixodidae. The record is from RefSeq and is a predicted model, not a curated record. Gene Ontology annotation, molecular function: ubiquitin protein ligase activity; protein binding; zinc ion binding.
GCGACGUGCCAAGCGCGUCUGCGGUUAUCUUCUGCGCUUUUGUGUGCGAGUGGAAAAAGAGACCCAAGCCUGAGCAAGAGGGCAAGAGGGAAAGGCUGGAAAAGUGUUGCAGCGUCGGUGUGCACGCAAGGAGCUGGCCGCACCACUGUUCAGCGUCGAUGUCCUGUGAACGACGUUUCUGCCGCCGACAAAUUGAGCCUGAAACGCCUGCCGUGAGAAAUUGUUGGGUUUAAGACGAACUUUACAUCCGAGCGCUUAGCCCCGAGGCCUGCUGACGGUCAACAUGCAAGAGGUACAGCAGCGUGAGCCACGCUUUAGCCCAGUCGCGUCUUCUUUUUCUCGGGCGGAAAUGCCAACGGCUCAGUGCGUUCGCUGCCAUAGUAGCAGCAGUCGGCGCGACUUCACCGUCCUGCCAUGCUUCCACGCAGUAUGCCUGAAGUGCCUCGACGAAGUUCCCGACAAAGGUUGCGACGUGGUCGGCUACAAGUGCCCUGUUUGCCAAGAAAAUCUUUACGCUCUAUCUCAGUCGAUUCUCAUCAGUAACAUUCUGAAUGUUGUCCACGAGGACUACGAUUACAGCGCCUGCAGCAACUGCAAUGAAGGCAAACGGGCUUCGGGACGCUGCCGAGACUGCAACAACGAGCUACUCUGCGACAACUGUGUUUGGGCCCACCAGCGGGUACGUCUCACCAAAGACCACGAAAUCGUGAGCGUCUCCUCCGACUGCACCGCGGCGUCGGCCAUGCCACCUGCAGACAGCCAAACAGGCCUUAAUCAAUCCUGGUCCGACCGCCACGACUGUCAGGUGUUGCGGCUUUACUGCGAGACAUGCUGCGAAGCUCUCUGCAGUGACUGCACUGUCAAGGAACACGGAUCUCAUAGCCUGGUGUACCUGCAGGAUGCGCUGAACAGCGCGCGCACAGCUGUACCGUCUACCCUGGCCGAUAUGCGCUCCGUCGUUACUGUCCUCCAAGAGAGCAUGGAACGCUCCCGCCGCAUGUCGGAACGCUUGCGUGUGCGUACCCAAAAUGUAGCCGCUGAAGUACGCAGUACUGCUGGACGCCACCGCGUCGCUCUGAACCAGCGCGAGCGAGACCUGUUGCAGCGGCUUGACCAGGCACAGCAAGUGAAAGAGCAGGCGCUUAAACGGCAACGUGACCAGCUGAGCGCGAAGCUUGAGCGUCUGGAACGAGCCGCCAGCGACCUGCAGCAGGCAGGUGACGAUCUGGAUUUGCUGCGAGCGCGUCGUGAAGCCCAAGCACAGCUGCAAGAGGCUCGAGACGCACCAACCGAGCCUGCCGAGGACGACCAUAUUGAGUUUACUGCACCCGACGGCGCGUUGCUGGCAGCUAUUGGCACUUUAGGCUUUCUCAGCAGCGCCGGAUACGGACCCAACUCGAGCGCGUCUGGCGAGUCGCUAGUGCGUGCCGUUCGCGGCCGUAGCGCUACAUUCACGGUCCACGCGCGCGACCACUUGGGCGAGUCUCGACUUCUGGGUGGGGACCCGGUCCAGGUGACGGUGCGCGCCCCGGACGGAACCCUAUGCCGCGCCGACGUUGUCGAUCGCCACGACGGCACCUACCAGGUGACCUUUCAGCCACAGCAGGAGGGUACGCACAUCGUCCGUGUCCUGUUGCGUGGAGCAGAUAUUCAGAGGAGCCCAUUUGCAGUUUCUGUGCGUGCCAGUCGCAACUACGCGGCCAUCGGCGAGCCUAGCCUCGUGAUUGGCACUGAGGGCAGUGGUGACGGCCAGCUCUGUCGUCCCUGGGGUGUAUGCACGGACUCCCAAGGUCACAUCAUUGUUGCAGACAGGAGCAACAAUCGCAUCCAAGUGUUCAAUGCAGAUGGAACCUUCCGCCUUAAGUUUGGCACUCGUGGAGAACUGCCAGGUCAAUUUGAUCGGCCUGCUGGAGUAGCCUGGGAUGAAAGCCACGGAGGGCGAAUUGUUGUUGCUGAUAAGGACAACCAUCGGGUGCAAGUUUUUGACUCUCGGGGCACUUUUCUUCUAACAUUUGGCGAAUGGGGCAGCAAGAGUGGUCAAUUCAACUACCCAUGGGAUGUUGCAGUCAACUCUGAAGGACACAUCUUGGUGUCAGAUACUCGCAACCAUCGAGUGCAGCUGUUCCAGGCAGAUGGAACCUUUUUGAACAAGUAUGGCUUUGAGGGGCCCUUGUGGAAGCAGUUUGACUCGCCACGUGGUGUGGCCUUCAUUGGCGACGGUCAUGUGGUAGUCACCGACUUCAACAACCACAGAGUGCUUGUGAUCCGGCCCGAUUUUCAGUCUGCAAGCUAUCUGGGUGGUGAAGGGAAGGAGCCAGGCCUGUUCCAGCGACCCCAGGGCGUGGCUGUUGAUCUGGAAGGUCACAUUGUGGUAGCCGACUCUCGCAACCACCGGCUGCAGGUGUUCCGGCCUGAUGGCAAGCUGCUCGCCUGCUUUGGCUCCCAAGGUCAGGAGCCUGGCCAACUGGACCUUCCUUCGGGGCUCUGCAUCUCUCCUGAAGGCCGAAUCGUUGUUGUCGACUUUGGCAACAACAGGGUGCAGCUCUUCUGAAGAUGUAAGGAUGUGAUCAGGUCUAUGUGGCUGCUAGUGAUUUCAACACCUUUUGUGUUCCCACCUUUUGUUGCACUUUGUUUUUCUUGUAAUGGAAAGAAUUUUGUUCUUAUAUGUGCCUGAUGCUUUGCUUGUUUUGGAGAGGCCUUGUAGUUGCUAUUCUAAACCUGUUCAAAAAUGUGGGCCUGAUGGAGAAUCAAGCACGCUAGUCAGGUGUGAAGAGCAUUCUGGGUCCCUGGCCCAUGUGCAUAAGCCACUAUGAAUUGUGCAAUAAUGUAAGGCAAUGCAGCUGCUCUUGCCACAUCAGUUUUAUAUGCGAUUUUAUUGCCUCGGAGUACCUGCCCAGCAGAAGUACGGCACUUUUUAACAUCUCGAGUGUUCUCAUUUGUGUGGUCACAGGUUUGCAAAGCGUGUCUGAAUGACUAAACAUUCGAGGUUCUAAAGCAACCCAACAAGUUCCUAUUUUAUACAGUAUUGUCGAUUUUAUACUCUGUGUUGCACUGGCCUGAUAGUCUGUGUUUUCACAAGAGUGAAGUUCCUAUGUGCCAUACCAUAAGGUUCCUUCUAAAUGUACAAAAAAAGUAUCAUGCUGCAGAAACUACAAAUAUGCCUCAGGUGUGGAAGAAAACCUAUGCCAAUUGUGAGAAAUUAGUUUAUCAUUGUCACUGGUGGCAAAUAAGAGCUUUUACUCAUUUUGUUUUUGUUUCAGUGUGUCAACUCCAUUGCCACUGGAGGUACUUUUGAUUGUGCUUGAAAUUGUUUGAUCAAUGUGUUUUUGUAUUGUAGUCCAGAUGUUUAAUUUUUUUGCCCGCGAGGCUGUUACUCAGGACUGGCUGCUCUUGACAAGUGCCGAACUGUACACUUAAUAGCACUAAAGAAAAAGCAUUGCAUGCUGUAGAGACCUUGGUCAGUCUGCAUUUGCAUUGCCUGAUGCUCAUUGUGAAAGAUCUGAGUUGUGCUGCAAAGCCCUGUUGCAGUUCAAGCACGUCUCUUUUGCAUUUUUUCUCUACAGAGGUUUUGUUUGUUUGUUUUUAGGUGCAAAUGCAUGUAUGUGUUCACUUGUUUGCAAUUUGCAUAACUCCCUUUUUAAAUGCUUGUUUGGCUUUAAAAGGAGCGUUCUGUGAUAAAUGACGGGCAUUUUUGCAAUCUUUUUUUUCCCCUGGCUUUGAGGCAAAGCAGCACACUAUGUACUCACUGAUGGCCAAAAAAAAAAAAUGCUUGGUAUAGGAAAACGUAGUGUGCUUAAUGUAGGUCUUUGACGCCAUUAGAUUUUUAGAUAUUCCUGGCACCCAAGCUGCUAAAUUUUCUUGCUGUAAGCUACAUUUAAUGCAUUGAACUACUUGGCGAAGCUUUCCAGGAACUAGUGAACAUUCCAAACCUUUCAUAUUGCUUGAGUGCUGUAAACUGAGCACAUUAUGGAAGAAUGAUCUUGAAAGUUUUUAAUGCUUUUCUUUUUGCCAGCAGUGCUGGCAGACAGUGCUGCUUUGGCGAAGUUUCAGAGGCAGAUUCUCAGGAAUUGUAAUUCUGCCUUGUUUUAUGCUAUGCUAUUUUUAUAAAGUUUGUGAUACGAGAAUAAAGUUCCUGAGUUUUUAUCAAAUGGCA